AUGGCAUCAAGACUAUUGACAAGAAGCGCCUUAGGGGCCGCUCGUCUUCGACCAGCUCUUUCUUCCCGUACCCUCCCGGCCCUCACAUCGAUCUCGAGUUCGCGAUCAUCUUCCUCCAAUGUACCAGCAGAGGACCCUAAGAAGAAGGCGCAAUCGCUCCUUGACUCUCUCCCAGGCAACUCUCUCGUUUCCAAGACUGCCAUUCUUUCCGCAGCCGGAGGAGUUUCCCUGUACGCCCUCAGCAACGAGUACUAUGUCGUCAACGAAGAAACCGUUGCUAUGUUCUGCCUUCUGAGCAUUUGGGGAUCUGUCAUUAAGUUCGGUGGACCAUUGUACUCUGAGUGGGCCACUGGUCAAGUCAACAAGAUCAAGAACAUCUUGAAUGCUGCCCGUGCAGACCACACUGAGGCCGUCAAGACUAGAAUUGAGAGCGUUCAACAAUUGGGCAGCGUUGUUGAUAUCACCAAGACUCUUUUCGAGGUUUCCAAGGAAACCGCACAACUCGAGGCCAAGGCUUACGCACUCGAGCAACAAACCGCUCUCGCUGCUGAGGCCAAGUCUGUUCUCGACUCAUGGGUCCGAUACGAGGGACAAGUCAAGAUUCGCCAACAAAAGGAACUCUCAGAAAGCAUCAUUUCCAAGAUCCAGAAGGAGCUCGAGAACCCCAAGGUCUUGCAACAAAUUUUACAGCAAAGUGUUGCUGAUGUCGAGAAGAUUGUUGCAUCCAAGGCUUAAUAGAUUAGAGAAAGGUCAUGGGCCAUUAGGCGUUUCUUUACUCUAUUAUGUUUUCAAUAAGAUACACUGUGCCAUAGUCGACGAAAACAUUUCCUCCCAUGCAUAAAUUUAUUUCAAAGUCUAAUGAUAUGUGCAUAUGGAUUCAUACAAUGCCUAUAGCGCCCAUACUCUCUGUCA
Messenger RNA from Botrytis deweyae, 912 nucleotides. RefSeq lists its product as uncharacterized. NCBI's taxonomy places the organism in Eukaryota, Fungi, Ascomycota, Leotiomycetes, Helotiales, Sclerotiniaceae. The transcript is spliced from 4 exons. Gene Ontology annotation, biological process: proton motive force-driven ATP synthesis. Gene Ontology annotation, molecular function: proton transmembrane transporter activity. The record is from RefSeq and is a predicted model, not a curated record. The coding region runs from base 1 to 735 and encodes 244 amino acids.